AUGGACGCCAGAGAAUUUACGAACGGCAUGCAUCUGAUCCCACUCGACCAGGACAAGGAACCAACAUGCGGCAGGGGGUUCCUCGAUGAAGCAAACUAUGAACAGAACACGCAGAAAGUCAUCCCAGGAGAAAUGUACGGCGUGCUGACAGGGCGACCGAACCGUGUCCUCGUCGUCGACUGGGAUUGUUACGGUGGCAAGUGCGAGUUUGAACUCACGGAAGAAAUGUUGACGCGCAAGGUUGGCGGGGAAGGCGCGUACAUCGUCAAAACGCGAUCAGGCGGGUACCACACGUACUUCGCAUGGGACGAAGAACGAGUCGGCGAUUGGAAAGGCACAGUAGGCAUCGAAGGGUUCGUCGAUAUCCGUACGACGGGUAACUACGUGGUCGGUGCCCAUGCCCCGGGCUACGAGCUACUCCGAGGAGACAUCAACAAUUUACCACCAAUGCCCAACGAUUUGUACAGUUUCUUUGAUGGCAAAGUCGGUCACAAGGUCGAACGCGCCGACACGGAGUGCAGCUUUACGCAAGCAUCUGUGACACCUUUGCUCGAGGACAUGGGGUUCACCGGCAUACAUUGGCUCAGUGGAGCGACAUCGUAUGAUUUUGAAUGCGACCAAUGUCGCCCACAGCGAGGCACCUCUGUGGGCCAAUGUCCUUGCUGUGGGGGCUUCCACGAAGGCAAUGGAAAGGGCGGCGGGAACCACUUUUACGUCGCCGAGGUCGGCCUCGGCGUGCUCACCGUGAAAAACCAUGGCAACUGCAAGCCCAGGCAGUUUCGCUUUGAGGUUGGGUGUCUGGUGACCGGUAUCACCGAAAAGGAGCAGAACGAAAUCAAAGAGGGCACGUCUGCGGGCUACAUCGAGGUCCGCCGUGAGUUCGAGAAGCACGUCGCAAAGAUCUUGACCAAGGACCUCUUCUGCGACGAUAGCUGUUAUGGAACCACCGGGGAGAUCGCCAAAUUCAGCGAGGCCGCUUUGGUGAGGCGCUAUCGAGAACUCUCCUUUGUCGAUGAGAACGGCGCGUCCGAUGAGCGUCUUGCUCACGGUGCAACCGUCCUGUUGGACCUUGAACUGAAUUUUGGCGAAAGAGAGAAAGUCCUCGGGAUCAUUUGUCUUUUCAAAGAGCGCAUUCAGACGGUCGCAGAGGUCGUCGUUCUCCGCCCAUUCGGCGAUGCUCUUCCUCACUGCAUCGGGCGCGACGGGCUUCGUCGCCUCGUACGCCUUGAGGAGCAGCGAACGCGAAACGAACCGGUGAUAUAUAUAUAUUAA
Ostreococcus lucimarinus CCE9901 is the source of this 1272-nucleotide messenger RNA. RefSeq lists its product with no specific name. The transcript has a single exon. Lineage: Eukaryota; Viridiplantae; Chlorophyta; Mamiellophyceae; Mamiellales; Bathycoccaceae. Bases 1 to 1272 code for a protein of 423 amino acids. The record is from RefSeq and is a predicted model, not a curated record.